GCAGUGGAGGGGCAGGACCUCCUGCUGGUGCUGCACUGGCUGCUGGGGCAGGUCCACCAGCCCCUACACUGCAGACCAGGCUCCCAAUGUUGACUUUGGCCGGGGCCUUUGCAAACAAGCUUGGCCAGAAAGGUCCAUCAUUUACACCAGCUGCCUUAAGGAGGGGAUCGAUCUUAUCCUGUCACCGUCACCUCAUUGCCAUGCAGCAUAAGGGCUGAGUGGAUGCAGGCGAGCUCCAAGACAGAGGCCAUGCUGUGGGCAAAGGCUGGGCGAGCACUGCCGGGACUGCUGCUAGUUGCCAGGUAAGUGAGGGCCUCACCCCAGUGCAGCCUUAGCUUCCUCAGAAGGGCUGAGGACCCUAGCGGCAGCUGGGCCAUAUCCAAAAUCCUACAGCCCCCCCACACUGAGCAGCAAGUGCCCACGGAAACAGGCAUGUGCCGUACAGAGGCACACAUCCCCAACACCCAGGGGCAGGGAUGUCGGGCGUGCUCCCACGAGCACGACUGAGACAUGCACUGAUCUUCACACGGUCAGCAUUCAGCUGUUGAUACAACUGUGGAAACCCACUGACACCCCAGCUAGUGGUCAGCUUCCAGCCUCAGCUCCACCUCUCAGCCCGAUUUAACAUGGUUGAUGGUGUCCUGGCACUGGCCAGGUCUCCCUCCCACCCCAUCACUCAUCUCUCCUGGCCGACCCCUCCUCCGCCCAACCCCUCACUGUCGGAGCACCCAGUCCUCAGGCUGCAGGCCCCCUUCUCUCUUCUCUCCCUGCCCCCUGGAUGAUCUCACCCACUCCCGGGGUGUUGGAUCCAUCUUGAGUGUCAAGGACUCGCAAACACUUUUCCAACUCGGACUCCUUGGGGCUCCGCCGGCCCGUCAGACACCCCACCUGGACAUCUCAAUCUAUCUCAAAUGCAACUCAGAUUGCCCAAAACCUGCUCCCCAGCGAGGCUUUCCUUAGGUGUCUGGGCCCAACACCGGGUCGCUGUCCCGUGCAGGAAGUCCCACUGACGCUCCCUCCUCUCACCUCCUCCACAGCCCGUCCGGUCCGAGCCCUCUGCCACUGCUGGCCGGGAUGGCUGCCAGCCUGCUCACAGCUCUGCUUCCCCUCUCACCCUGCAUGGCCCACCCCACACCAAGCCCCUGAGGGGUCUCUCCAAAGGAUGUCACUGAACCAUGACACUCUCUUCAUUAAAACUCCAGGCGCUCCCCCCCCCCCACCGUGACACUCACAACAUCUAACCUCCUCCAUGGGGGUCCGCCACCUCUUCCUGUCCCCACCCCCCAUCACCCCCUCAUGCCUCUCUGCCCUGGGACAGGGCUCUGGCCCUCCUUCCUGCCCAGCACGGGGCCCCGCCCAGAUCCUGGCACAGCUGCCUCUCACCUCGGCCGGCCCGCAGAGCCGCCCAGGUGCUCUCCAUCACGGAUUUCCCUAUUCCCUCAUCCUGACCGCUCAGCAGCUGCCAAGAUUCUCUCCUUCCUGUGCUGUCUGUCCACCUCAGUGUCAGCUCCGUUAGGGCAAAGAUUUGCGUCUGUUCUGCUCACUGCUGAACCCUCAUUACUAGGAAGUGCCAGUCAGUCAGACAGACACGGCCAUCCCCACAAAAAGGCUCAAGUGGAUACCACACGAGAUACACAGACAUGAGCAGAAAUCAUGCCACAUGCUCACCCAACAGACCAAACAGCCACAAAGACACCCAGGAGUCUCUUCUCCAUCCCUGGGGGAGCCAGUCCUAGUCCUUCCCCAUCUAGAUCUGCCCUCUGCUUGAACCCUGACUCCGGACUUGGAGCGGGGGUCUCUAGCCUGGGCAAAGAGGGGGGUCACUGGCCCACAGGCCUCAGGCAGCGCCUUCAGCUAUGUCUGCAAUUUCCUCUCCCCCCCUUCCUUCCCUCCUCCUCCCUGAGGCUCCCGCCAAGAAAGCCUCCCCCUCACCCCAGCCCCAGCACAGGAAGGGGGGCCCACCAGGCGGGGCUGGGAUCUGCGCAGGAAGACCCGGGCCCACACACUGAUCACAGGACUCAUCACACACACAAGCUCCCUGAGCCCAUGUAGAAGUGCAUGUGCACAGGCAAGUUGAGCCGGAAGGGAAAGGCAUUUUUGCCAUGCACUCUGGUGCAGGGCACAGAGGCCCCCGGAGGCCCCAGGCUGGGUUCUGCAAGGCUGGCCUGGGCCUGGCUUGAAGCCUUAGUCCAACAUUCAUGAACCCUGCUGACCAGCGCUCCACCAGCUGGACGCACUCAUGCCUGGGCCCUGGGAGGAGAGGAUGACAGUCCCUUCCCUUGGAUCCUGGGUUGAGGGUCUGGCUGAGCACUGACAUCUGGGCCAAGGAAAAGCAGGCAGUCUUCCCUGAGUGAGGAAACCUUCCAGGGGGGAGAGCACGGUAUAGGGACCGGGUUAAGGGCUCAGCCAGGCUCUAGGCUCCGAGAGCAGCGGGUUCCAAUCCUGACCGUUUGGUCAAGUUUUUCAAUCUCUCCAUGACUCAGUUUAUUUAUCCGCCAAGUGGGAUAAUGACACCGAAUUAUAGGAUUAUGAAAAAGGAUUAAAUAAAAGAAUAUUGUAAAGGGUUUAGCCCAUCGACUGGCACAGAGGCAGAAGUCCAUCCUCAUCAUUAUUAUUAUUGUUAUUAGUAGCCUGGGGGCGGGUCCCUGGAACCCGCCUCCCCUGCGGUUUCCUGUGGGGGGGAUAAGACGCCCCAGCAGGCCUCGUUCCCCCUCCUCUCCCUGUCCUCUGCCGGCCCUUUCCCUCCCCGCCUCUCCCGCCCCGCCCCGUCCCUCCUCUUUCCUCGGAGGAAACUUUCCGCCGGCUGGUCCAUCAGCCCGUGUCCGGUCCGCACUGCCGCGGCCUGGGAGCUGAACCGAGCGGGCGGGGUGGCCGGGCCCGGGUGUGUGCGACCGCCGGAGGCGCUGGGACUGGUCCGUGGAGAAACGGGGCACUGACGGUCGACAGGCGAGUUGCCCCCCCAGAGCAGCAUGGAUGCCCCCAGAAGAGACAUGGAGUUGCUCAGCAACAGCCUGGCGGCCUACGCACACAUCCGCGCUAACCCCGAGAGCUUUGGUCUCUACUUCGUGCUGGGUGUCUGCUUUGGCCUGCUGCUGACCCUGUGCCUGGUAGUCAUCAGCAUCUCCUGCGCGCCCCGCCCACGGCCCCGGGUCCCCGCACUGCGCAGGGACCGCCACAGCACCCUGGAGGCGGAAGACGAAGACGAGGACGAGGACGAGGAGGACACAGUGACGCGACUGGGCCAAGAUGACACGCUUCCUGGUCCAGAGCUGUCUGCGGAGCCCGACGGGCCCUUGAGCGUUAAUGUCUUCACCUCAGCGGAGGAGCUGGAGCGGGCGCAGCGCCUGGAGGAACGUGAACGGAUUUUGCGGGAGAUCUGGCGCACCGGGCAGCCGGACCUGCUGGGCACCGGCACGCUGGGACCCAGCCCCACGGCCACGGGCACCCUGGGCCGCAUGCACUAUUACUAACUGGGCCUCAUCUCCACUGCAAAGCUCUCUAGGUACUGGAUGUGCAUCUGAGCUCAUAGCUACUGCGGUGCUAAGUGGGCCCCGCCCCCACAGCUCCCAAGGUGCUACUGGGCGCGCAUCCCCACACUCUGGGAGGCGCCCUUCCUCGGUCCUGCCAGAAGAUCCCGGGGGGGAGGGCAGGACACAGGGUCCCCAUCCCCGCUUCAGGGCACGGUUAAGAGGUGAAGUGACCAAUGAAAGCUGCAUUUUUAGUGA
Artibeus jamaicensis (Jamaican fruit-eating bat) is the source of this 3725-nucleotide messenger RNA. RefSeq names its product eva-1 homolog B (gene EVA1B). The record is from RefSeq and is a predicted model, not a curated record. NCBI's taxonomy places the organism in Eukaryota, Metazoa, Chordata, Mammalia, Chiroptera, Phyllostomidae. Bases 2970 to 3470 code for a protein of 166 amino acids. The transcript is spliced from 3 exons.